CCCAUAUGCUGGUCUCCAAUUCUCCUUCUACAACAUAUUGCAGCAGUUUUCUGAAUGGGUGAUUCCAGCUGAAGGAAAGAAAGCAGGGACUGCCGCUAGCGCAUCCGCUCCCCUGAUCCUCGCCCUCGGAGCAGGCCAGUCAUGGGGGAGACGGGCAAAGAGGAGUAUAAGAUACAGUCAUUCGAUGCUGAGACGCAGCAGCUGCUGAAGACGGCUCUCAAAGACCCCAGCAGCGUGGACCUGGAGAAAGUGGCCAAUAUUAUAGUGGACCAGUCCCUCCAAGACUGCGUGUUCAGCAAGGAGGCAGGGCGCAUCUGCUACACCAUCAUCCAGGUGAGGGAGAGCCUCCUGUCCGGGCAGCGAAACGCCGGGAGCGUGCUCCGGCAGCCCCUCGCCCGGCCCAGGAGGGGCUUCUCCCAGCCCCGGAAAAACUCUUUGAAAAAGCUGCAGCCUCUUCCCCUUCCGGCCCCUGGCCGAAGAAGGCUCCUGCCUUUUUUGAACAACAUGCCCAGGAUGGGUCUGGUGAAUCCAGUUUAUGACUGUCUCUUCCGGCUGGCGCAGCCCGACAGCCUGCGGAAGGAGGAGGAGGUGGACUGCUUGGUCCUGCAGCUGCAUCGCAUUGGCGAGCAGCUGGAGAAGAUGAACUCCCAGCGGAUGGACGAGCUCUUCUCCCUCCUCCGAGACGGCUUCCUCUUGCAGGACGGGCUCAGCUCCCUGUCCCAGCUCCUGCUGCUGGAGAUCAUUGAGUUUCGGGCUGCUGACUGGAAGAUGACGGACGCUGCCCAGAAAUACUACUACAGCGAAGUGACGGAUUAAGUCCCCUGCAGCAGAGGCAGUGAGAUGUCCCCAGCACUUUCACCAGCAAGCUUCAUACCAAGUUUGAAUUUCUUUUCAUGUUAAUGUUUUUCUAGCACUUCCUGUAAAUAGGAGUUAUACUGGCUAGAGCCUCUGUGCACGUAACUGCCAGCCUGUAACUGGUGCUAGACUGACUUUGGAGGUUUGGCGAGGUGGGAGGGGCACGGCCCACAUAACUCAGCAAGUUCUUCCACUGGUUUGGUUUAAUUAUGGGCCAAUGCCAGCAAAGGGCAAGGAAUGCUUCUAGUUCAAACCAGCGUUUUAUACAUGCAUUAAGCAAAGCACAGUUUAAGCUGAGAGCAUCUUAGUUUACCCAAGAGCCAGCAGAGCUGAGGCAGGUAGAAGGGAAAUUUUACAGCUCACAGUCCCCAAACCAGCUUGUACCUGCUUUUCUGGGACAAGUCACGAAGAACACUGUGGUCAGACACCUUGCAAACAGCUCAACCAAGUGCUAAUUUUUCCAGACUCUCCAGCACGCUGCUGUACCUGCACGCAACGCAGCCUCCACCACGGGUCACCAGCCACUGACACCCACCACAGGGCAGCCUGCAGCAGGACAAGUCCCUCUGCACAAGUAGCUAGAAACAGGUUUUAUAAGUUUUAUACAAUAAUUGCUGUUUUCUCAAAUUUUAGUGUGUUUCAAAUAGGAUAUGUUUCUUAUGAGAACGGGAGAGGAAGAAAGGAAAUAGUUUAUUGAAGACUUUUUCUAAUAAAAGUUUUCCACUAACACGUGCCCUGCGUUCUCUCUAUGCAGCUGCUGAGCUAUAGCAAGGAUUGCUCUGAACAAUACUCAAAAGUUGCUCCUGCCUCAAGCCUUAAGGCUGCGGUAUUCAUUUUCUCCUCUGGUGUAGGGCAGCAGAAUGGCUUCAGGCGAAUCGGGUGGCUGGAGAGAGCAGUGUGAGAGUCAAGAAACAGAGACAAAGGUUUGGAAUCAAGACACCUUUCCCAGGAAGAUCUCAUUUUAUUUUUUCUGUUAACAUCCCCAUCAAUUCUUUGCAAAUAAUGUUGCUGAUGACCAGAACUAAAAGUCAAAAAGGGCCUUUUGUUACUCCCCCCCCUCUUUUUUUU
Struthio camelus australis is the source of this 1923-nucleotide messenger RNA. NCBI's taxonomy places the organism in Eukaryota, Metazoa, Chordata, Aves, Struthioniformes, Struthionidae. The record is from RefSeq and is a predicted model, not a curated record.